AUGAAGAUACUUGGCCAUAUCACUUUCUUGCUUUUGCUCGGAGGAAUAUGGGGCCAGAAUAACCGCAAUGCUAAAGCUGGUAGCAAGUCCGGCAAGAAGGCUGGUGGGACCCAAAGAGGUGAUGUUGGCCAGUCCCCCCCUGUGGCUGAUGUUCCAACUGGAAACAGCAGAAGCACUGCAGGGACAGAUGAAUCAGAACAGGAGGGUGUAGCUGGAGCUCGUGCAGCUGGACAACAGACGAAUGAUAUGAGGCUGCACUUCCUCAAAAACACCCAUGUUACUUGUAAUGAUGGAACUGCUGCUGGGUUUUACCUAAGAGAGUUCAGAGGAAGCCGUCGAUGGCUGUUAUUUCUGGAAGGUGGCUGGUGCUGCUACAGCAAACAGUCCUGUGAUGCCAGGUACCAAAAUAUCCCCCGGCUAAUGAGCUCAACGGGGUGGCCCCAGACUAAAAAAGGAAGUGGAAUAUUGUCUUCUCAAGCAGGGGAAAACCCACACUGGCAUAAUGCAAACAUUGUGUUCAUCCCUUAUUGUUCCAGUGAUGUAUGGAGUGGCACAGGACCGAUCUCAACCACCCCUUCAAGAACACGACAAGGAAGAGAAAAAGUCAGAGAAAGAAACACAAAUGCAACUGAAUACAAUUUCAUGGGAUCCCUGAUCAUCCGUGAAGUAAUCAAAGAUUUAAUCCCCAGAGGAAUAAAGCUGGCCAGGGUUGUCAUGCUAUCUGGCACCAGUGCUGGUGGAACAGGUGUCCUGCUAAACAUUGAGAGGGUUGCCAGUCAAAUGGAGCAGCUUGGUUCUGAGGCGCAAGUCCGAGGCCUGGUGGAUUCUGGUUGGUUUCUAGAGAGUAAGCAGCAAAGAUCCCCAAACUGCCCUGAGACUGUUUCCUGCUCACCUGAAGAUGCUAUCAAGAUAGGACUCAGGCUGUGGAAUGGAGUUGUGCCUAAUCAAUGCCGGCAGCUCUAUAAGAGAGGGGAAGAAUGGCAGUGCUUCUUUGGUCACAGACUAUACUCUACCCUGACCUCCCCUCUCUUUGUUGUACAGUGGCUGUUUGACGAGGAGCAACUGAAAGGGGAAAACAUCUACAUAGGAGGACAAUUUAUGUCUGAGGAGCAGUGGCAGUACAUACAGAACCUGGGCUUGGAACUCAAAAACUCCCUGAGAGAUGUAACGGCUGUGUUUGCCCCAUCCUGCCUCUCCCACACAAUCAUUACCAGAAGUAACUGGAUCAGUUUUCAAGUCAAAGGUACCUCUCUGCCGCGGGCCCUGCACUGCUGGGACAGGAACCUAGAAGCACGGCGCAACAACCGAACCCCUGCUAAAGGUUGUCCUUUCCAUCUGGUGGACACCUGCCAGUGGCCCCAGUGUAACCCCACCUGCCCGGCUCUGGUGGACCGGGCCACCCAGCAGGAGCUUACUCUGCUCCAGAUGUUGGCUGCCAUGGGCCUUGACCUGCAGAAGCUGGGCCUGGAUCCCCAGGGUGAUGCUGAUUCUCUGGCCAGCAUGGUCAGCAACGGUGGCUAAGAAUAAUAAUGGAGGAGAAGUUAAGAGAAAGGCUGAA
Messenger RNA from Cololabis saira (Pacific saury), 1558 nucleotides. RefSeq names its product notum pectinacetylesterase 2 (gene notum2). Gene Ontology annotation, molecular function: hydrolase activity. Lineage: Eukaryota; Metazoa; Chordata; Actinopteri; Beloniformes; Belonidae. The coding region runs from base 1 to 1521 and encodes 506 amino acids. The record is from RefSeq and is a predicted model, not a curated record. The transcript has 11 exons.